AAGCCUGUAGCUGCUUCUCUGUGCAUUGGACCAAAGGGAGACAUGCAUGGUGUCUCACCUGGAGAGUGUGCAGUCAGGCUGGUGAAGGCUGGUGCCCAGAUUGUGGGAGUCAACUGCCACUUUGACCCCAUGACCUGCGUGGAGACCGUGAAGUUGAUGAAAGAGGGAGUGGAGAAGGCUGGUCUGAAGGCUCACUACAUGGUUCAGCCGCUGGCAUUCCACACUCCUGACUGCAACUGCCAGGGAUUCAUUGAUCUGCCAGAGUUCCCCUUCGCCCUAGAACCCAGAAUCCUAACCCGCUGGGACAUGCAUAAGUAUGCCAGGGAGGCAUACAAGGCUGGCAUCCGAUUCAUUGGUGGCUGCUGUGGUUUUGAGCCCUAUCACAUCAGGGCUUUGGCACAGGAACUGGCCCCUGAAAGAGGCAUAAUACCCGCUGGAUCAGAGAAACAUGGAAUGUGGGGUAGUGGUCUGGAGAUGCACACCAAGCCUUGGGUCAGAGCCAGGUCCUGUCGUGAAUACUGGGAGAAGAUCUUGCCUGCAUCCGGUUGCCCCAAAUCCGCAUCCAUGUCCACACCAGAAGGCUGGGGUGUGACCAAGGGUGAUGCUGAACUGCUUCAGCACAAAGAAGCCACCACCAGCAAGGAAAUGAGGUUGAAAACAAAAGGCCAACAACUGGGAGGGAAUCCAACAACAACACCAAGAACCAUCUAAUCCGGACCAAACUAGUAUCGCAC
Messenger RNA from Maylandia zebra (zebra mbuna), 734 nucleotides. RefSeq names its product betaine--homocysteine S-methyltransferase 1-like. Gene Ontology annotation, molecular function: zinc ion binding; betaine-homocysteine S-methyltransferase activity. Lineage: Eukaryota; Metazoa; Chordata; Actinopteri; Cichliformes; Cichlidae. The record is from RefSeq and is a predicted model, not a curated record. Gene Ontology annotation, biological process: L-methionine salvage. Gene Ontology annotation, cellular component: cytosol.